Molecule: messenger RNA, 1332 nt
Organism: Wyeomyia smithii (pitcher-plant mosquito)
Lineage: Eukaryota; Metazoa; Arthropoda; Insecta; Diptera; Culicidae
Product: mucin-2-like
Exons: 2
Coding region: 102-1238 (378 amino acids)
Source: RefSeq, a predicted model, not a curated record
CUGGUUUGUCGUAUGUUGUAAAGUAGCUUUCAUUUGCGAAAGUUUUGCAUUGUAGCUUCUACUUGUAAUUUUGAGUGCGCCUGUUCAACAUACUUUCGGAAAUGCAGCUGUGUUUUUUACUAUGCCUGUGUGCUAUAAUUAUUGGUUGUCAAACGAAGGAACUUGAAGGUCGUAUUUGGUAUGAUGCAAAAUGUGGAUGCUAUACAAAUAUGUCGCAUACGUCACAUACUCCACACCCCACACCAUGUACAUCUACGGUAGCCGUCAUUAGAACAGUUCCCUCAUGUGUAGUAGAGCAGUCUGCUGUAACGAAUGUUGUUGUUAAAACAAGUUAUGUAAUUUUGAACACAAUAUUGAGUACCCGCACUAAAAUGUUGCGAUUACCGAUACAAACGGAUAUUGUUUUCAUACCUGCCUUGGAAACAAUUACCUCUACCAUACCAGUGUACACAAUCACUGAAACUGAAUGGAUAACUGCAACUACCUUAACCUGGGCGCCAACACCAACCUACGUAACCAACACCACUGAAUAUGAAACGGAAACCACAACAGCUACCACUACGGAUUUUGUCACCGGUCCUAAUCAAACCGUAACCAGUGUUAUCACGGAAACUACCACGACUGAUUUUUGUCUAACUAUCUCGACAUCGCAGAUUCCAACUGAUACAAUUACGUUAGCACCGAAUACUUCGUAUGAAAUAAGUCCAUCCUAUACCACGCAAGUCACUUGGGACACAUUGAACACGGCGACUACUCUUAUCCCAGUAACCACAGACAUAACUGUAACCGGAAGUACUUUCAGCACCACACUCGCACCAGAAACAAUCACUGUUUCAGAAACCACGACUGUUACCGCAACAGAUCAGUUUAUUGCGCCCACCCCGACGUACAGCAUCACAGAAACGGAAUUCUCCACUGGUGUUGUUUCUAUAACUGUCACCCAAACUAAGGCAGCUAUCACCACUAUAACAAACCUUGCAACAACAACUAGCACACUACGUACGACUCUCACUCUAUCCUGUACCGGCAGCGGAACCACAAACUGCAAUCCGAAAGUCGCUCGUACUGCACCAACAACGACCACAACAACACAGCGCCCAUUGGUAACUGAGCCUAUCCCGAUCCCCUUCAAGGCAGCUUGGAUUCAACCGAGUGCAGUAACAUCAAAUAAAAUAGCGGCUACCAUUUUUAGCCACAUAUCACCUUCGGAGCAGGAGCUUUUAGAAGGUUUGUUCUAAAAAAACUGAAAAAUAAAUUCUGAUUCAAAACAAUGAGAAGUACAGAUAUAUAUGUGACAUUAUUGAAGCAAGUCUUCUCAAAACUAUAGUUCAA